AUUCGUUUUUAGAUGUUUACCAUUCAAGUAUAUACGUUUCGCUCCUCUUGUGUCUUGCAUUAUUUGAACGUAGCGUGCGUAGUGGGGGUUACCCAUCACGAUAUAUCCCGGGUGUUACACAUGUACGUGGCGACAGUAUAGUCAAAUUCUAUCUUUUGGUAAGUCCCACUUCCAUUUACAGACACCGGUGUUACUGCUCGAACAAAAGCGAGAUUUACCCGAAUUAAGCCAGAUCUAGAGUGCAGGAAAUUCUGCCAGGUGCGUCCGAUAUAAUGUCUGCCUUGUCAAGGGCAAUAGAUGUUAGAAAAGGCGAAUAAGAAUUAAAAAAUAACAUGUACAUGUACCAUAUUUCAUUCUUAUUUUAUCUUAUCUUAUUCACACAUACAACGUUAUAUAAACAUGAUAUACUCAGUAACUGCGCAAGGGAGGCCGAAGGCUUGGUAUGCUCAUAUAACACCCUUUUCGCUCUAUCGCAUUAGAUUUGAUCUGAGGAGGAUGUCAUCCGUAAAAUUUACUUGCUGCGGCCUUAGAUUAACAUCAGUGCCAAGCAAUAACACAUUGUGUACAGUCAUUCUGCUUCUUGCCUCCUCAUCUGAAACACCGUUCGCUGUCAGUACAAGGCCCACUUUAGACUAGAAACGGUAUACCACUCCAAAACCCUUCGAAACGGUUUGUCUUUAGACACAGGAGUGGAAGCAUAGCGGACCACCGCGGUGUGGCGUGAGAUAUUGAGGGGCAAAAUUUUCCAAAAUGGCGGGAAAGGAGUCAUCACUGGUGCCGCAGCACAACAGAAUCAGCACCACCUUAUGGAACAACAGCUCUGCCCCUCCGUUCGCUCCUGGAAACACGCCACAAUUUGAGAAAUUCGAUGGACAAACCUCUUGCCUCAUGUGGCACCUACAGAACAAGACGGUGUUCCAGGGCUACGCAGCCGCCCAAGAAGCCUGCUCCAUGUACGAGAACACUGAGGAGUUGGGAACAGCGACCGCCGUAAUCUCUUGGCUGUUGGGGCUUCUCAUCGUCACCUGCAAUGCCGCCGUGAUCUUGGAAAUCGUUAGAACAACACAACUCCACAAGCCGCUGUACUACUACAUGGCAAACCUCGCCGUUUCUGACUUGGUAGGAGGCAGUGGACUUCUGUAUCCAACGGUAGAUCAAGUAGAAUUCAUGAGGCUGCACAAGUUGAUGAAUGUUUUAACUUUUCUGAUGUACAGUCAAAUGAUGUCUGCUUCCGCCCUAUCGCUGCUAUCUGUUAACUCUUACGUUGCUGUGAUACACCCUGUAUUCUUCCACAACCAUGCCGCCACUGCCAAGCGUGAUGCAGGCAUAGCUAAUAUGCCUAUUGCCUCCUCUUGGCUUGUUCUGUCUAUCACACUGUAG
This is a messenger RNA of Branchiostoma belcheri (Belcher's lancelet), 1380 nucleotides long. RefSeq names its product olfactory receptor 1G1-like. The coding region runs from base 751 to 1380 and encodes 209 amino acids. Lineage: Eukaryota; Metazoa; Chordata; Leptocardii; Amphioxiformes; Branchiostomatidae. Gene Ontology annotation, biological process: G protein-coupled receptor signaling pathway. The transcript has a single exon. The record is from RefSeq and is a predicted model, not a curated record. Gene Ontology annotation, cellular component: membrane. Gene Ontology annotation, molecular function: G protein-coupled receptor activity.